AUCUUUUAGCAUGACUGGGAAGCCCGUGCUUCACUACUUCAAUGGAAGAGGCAGAAUGGAGUCCAUCCGGUGGCUCUUGGCGGCAGCUGGGGUAGAGUUUGAAGAAGAACUUUUUGAAACUCGUGAAGAAUUUGAGAAGUUAAUCCAAGGUGGGGCACUGAUGUAUGACCAAGUGCCCAUGGUUGAAAUCGAUGGAAUGAAUUUGGUGCAAACCAGAGCCAUCUUAAGAUACAUAGCUACGAAGUAUGACUUGUAUGGAAGGAACCUGGAAGAACAAGCCUGGAUUGAUAUGUACGUAGAAGGCUUGAGGGACCUGAGUGACAUGAUAAUGUACUUUCCACUCUCCCUGCCGGAAGAGAAGGAGAUGAAUCUUGAGUACAUCCUCCAACGAGCCACAGUGAGAUUCUUUCCUGUUUAUGAGAAGGCCCUAAGAGACCACGGACAAGAUUUUCUUGUGGGCAAUCGGCUGAGCUGGGCUGAUGUACAGCUCCUUGAAGUCAUCUUAAUGGCUGAAGAAUGUGAACCCAGUGUCCUCUCAGGCUUCCCUCUGCUACAGGACUUCAAGGUCAGAAGCAGCCAAAUCCCUACAAUUAACAGAUUCCUCCAACCUGGAAGCCAGAGGAAACUUGCGCUGGAUGAGGAAUCCAUCAAGACUGUGAAGGACAUAUUCAAAUUUGAACGAGGCAUGUUUCUUAAGAACAUGAGCACAAUAGUAGCUGAGUAUUAAGAUGCAGACACAGAGGUCAAGGCUACUCGAUUGACACUUCACAGUGUGUUUGGAUCAAUGACCAGAAAAACGCCCUGAAGCAUGUUAGUAAAGAAAUAAUAAAUAUGAGGAAAUAAACUACUGAAAACUUACAAUAAGCUAGAAAAGCCUACUCCUGUUUGAAAUAAGACAUGCUUCCAAGAAUGACUCCAGAGAACCCACGCAAGAGUCCGCCAGCUUCUAUACAGUGCUAGA
This is a messenger RNA of Acomys russatus (golden spiny mouse), 961 nucleotides long. RefSeq names its product glutathione S-transferase-like. The record is from RefSeq and is a predicted model, not a curated record. Gene Ontology annotation, molecular function: glutathione transferase activity. The transcript has 6 exons. Gene Ontology annotation, biological process: xenobiotic metabolic process; glutathione metabolic process. Bases 11 to 727 code for a protein of 238 amino acids. Lineage: Eukaryota; Metazoa; Chordata; Mammalia; Rodentia; Muridae.